Molecule: messenger RNA, 1516 nt
Organism: Arachis stenosperma
Lineage: Eukaryota; Viridiplantae; Streptophyta; Magnoliopsida; Fabales; Fabaceae
Product: UDP-glucuronic acid decarboxylase 6-like
Exons: 14
Coding region: 310-1338 (342 amino acids)
Biological process (GO): D-xylose metabolic process
Cellular component (GO): cytoplasm
Molecular function (GO): NAD+ binding; UDP-glucuronate decarboxylase activity
Source: RefSeq, a predicted model, not a curated record
GUAGUCAGCGUGUUGUUUGUGACUUUUUGUGUUUAUCAACAAAACAUGCACACAAAAUCAAGCUCACCUUACAUACAUCACAUAACUUCUUCCUUUCUUUCGCAUUAUUACUAAUUAAUUUCACUGAUUUACAAAUUCCAGAUUUCACAUCUCUGAAGCUCUGACAUUCAUUCAUACCCUGAAUAUCACCGCUCCCUGAAAACGCCUUUUGUUGUGUUCCUCUAUCCUACAGGCUUGUGAUUUGGGGUUGUGGAUUGAUCUCUCUCUUUCUCUGCUUUAGUCAGGAUUUGAACAAGAAAGAUUUUGACAAUGGCAGCCAAUGCUUCUAAUGGAGCAGCAAAGCAACCUCCUCAGCCAUCUCCCUUGCGCUUCUCCAAGUUCUUUCAGUCCAAUAUGAGAAUUUUGGUUACUGGAGGAGCUGGAUUUAUUGGCUCUCACCUAGUUGACAGAUUGAUGGAAAAUGAGAAGAAUGAGGUCAUAGUCGUUGAUAACUUCUUCACUGGAUCUAAAGACAACCUUAGAAAGUGGAUUGGUCAUCCUAGAUUUGAGUUAAUUCGUCACGAUGUCACGGAGCAAUUACUGGUGGAGGUUGAUCAAAUUUACCACCUUGCUUGCCCUGCUUCUCCGAUUUUCUACAAAUACAAUCCUGUAAAGACCAUAAAGACAAAUGUGAUUGGAACACUGAACAUGCUCGGGCUUGCUAAGCGAGUGGGAGCAAGGAUUUUACUUACAUCUACUUCAGAGGUAUAUGGAGAUCCCCUUGUGCAUCCACAACCAGAAACCUAUUGGGGAAAUGUUAACCCUAUUGGAGUUCGAAGUUGUUAUGAUGAGGGCAAGCGAGUUGCAGAAACUUUGAUGUUUGAUUAUCAUAGGCAACAUGGAAUUGAAAUCCGAAUUGCAAGAAUCUUUAAUACAUAUGGACCUCGAAUGAACAUUGAUGACGGCCGUGUUGUCAGCAAUUUCAUUGCUCAAGCACUCCGUGGUGAACCCCUAACAGUCCAACUUCCAGGAACUCAAACUCGCAGCUUCUGCUAUGUCUCUGACAUGGUUGAUGGCCUUAUCCGUCUAAUGGAAGGCGAAAACACAGGUCCAAUCAACAUCGGGAACCCAGGCGAGUUUACUAUGACUGAACUUGCUGAGACUGUGAAAGAGCUUAUUAAUCCAGAUGUGGAAAUCAAGAUGGUUGAGAACACACCAGAUGAUCCAAGACAGAGAAAACCAGACAUAACAAAAGCAAAGGAAUUGCUUGGUUGGGAACCAAAGGUCAAGUUGAGGGAUGGCCUUCCUCUUAUGGAAGAGGAUUUCCGUUUGAGGCUUGGUGUUCCCAAAAAGAACUAAGAUUGUUCUUCCUUUUUGUUGUUACACCUUUAUCACUUCAUGUCAUUAUGGAUUUUUAUUUUUCGAAUCAUGACUUUGUGUCAAUGUUAGAUAUUUCAUAAUAAUGGAUAUUUUGGCUUGGAAGUGGAUAAUAUUAGAAAGGGCAAUAUGGAAUUAUGGAUCUUGCCAUGUUGAAUUA